UAUACCGAAGCAAUCUUGACCAUGAAGUUCACUGCCGCCUGCUCUAUUGCCCUCGCUGCUUCGGCUUCGGCCUUUGCCCCGAUUCCCUCGGUUAGCCGUACCACCGAUCUUAGCAUGUCUUUGCAAAAGGAUCUCGCUAAUGUCGGCAAGGUUGCCGCUGCCGGAGCCCUUGCCUUCGGUCUCGCCACGGCCCCAGCCAAUGCGUUAACCAAGAGCCAGAUCAAUGAGCUCUCCUACUUGCAGGUCAAGGGAACCGGUUUGGCAAACCGCUGCCCGGAAGUCGUCGGAGAAGACAGCAUCACCCCCAAGGGCGGACAACGUCUCGUCGAUAUGUGCAUUGAACCCAAGGCCUGGGCUGUAGAAGAGGAAAUUGGCAAGGCUGGGCGCACCGAAAAGAAGUUUGUCAAUUCCAAGGUCAUGACUCGUCAGACGUACACUCUUGAUGGAAUUGAGGGUGCUUUGAAGUCCGAAGGAGGAAGUAUCGUCUUCCAGGAACAGGAAGGCAUUGAUUAUGCUGCCACUACCGUUCAGCUUCCAGGUGGGGAACGUGUUCCUUUCCUUUUUACCGUCAAAGACUUGGUUGCCAAGGGUAACGGUGGAUCUUUCAAGCCUGGUUUCCAAAUGGGAGGCGACUUCAAUACUCCUUCCUACCGUACUGGUCUCUUCCUUGAUCCCAAGGGACGUGGUGGAACCACCGGAUACGACAUGGCUGUUGCCCUUCCUGGUCUUCAAUCCGGAGAAGAGGGUGACGAUGACCUUUUCAAAGAGAACAACAAGACCUUCGACAUCACUACUGGCCGUAUCGAAAUGGAAGUCAACAAGGUCAAUGCGGAAGAGCAGGAAAUUGGAGGUGUCUUUGUUGCCACUCAGCUGUCCGACACCGAUAUGGGAUCAAAGGUGCCUAAGAAAGUUCUCACUAAGGGUAUCUUCUACGCCCGUGUCGAGUAAACAUGUUUCACUAUGCUAGUGCAGCUUUCGAGACGAAUUGCGAUGGUGACGGUCGACGGUUUAGCUCUAGCCUUUCGUCCCAAUAGAACCUCUUUUUCACCACAAUCUUA
This is a messenger RNA of Phaeodactylum tricornutum CCAP 1055/1, 1058 nucleotides long. RefSeq names its product oxygen-evolving enhancer protein 1 precursor (gene PsbO). Gene Ontology annotation, cellular component: photosystem II oxygen evolving complex. Bases 22 to 948 code for a protein of 308 amino acids. The transcript has 2 exons. Lineage: Eukaryota; Bacillariophyta; Bacillariophyceae; Surirellales; Neidiaceae. The record is from RefSeq and is a predicted model, not a curated record. Gene Ontology annotation, biological process: photosystem II assembly; photosystem II stabilization. Gene Ontology annotation, molecular function: oxygen evolving activity.